CUGAUUCAAUAUAUAUACGCAUUGAAAUGGCUUGAGCCACGUGUCUCCAGGUCUGUGUCGGAGAUUUUUCGGAUUUAUUUGAGAGUUGAGAGUUGAGUCAAGUUGAAUUGUCAACAUUUUGGUGCCGAAACCCGGGAAUAUUUACUGAGUUGUUCUUUCCCGUUUCCAGUCUGAUAUCGAGUAUGGCGGAGAUAGAGCGCUUGAAGCGUUCGAGGAACGCCGCCCGAGGGUGGCUGAAUCGUGCAGGCGAGUCCCUGAGCGCCGCGCUGACAAGCAAAGAUGCAAAGCAAAGUGACGCACAGACAAGCAAAGAUGUGGAUCUUUUUGAACUGGAAACCAUGCUUGCUCUCUUUGAUAGGAGGAUGUGUAACUUUGAAGCCGCGCAGACGGCUCUUGAGUCGGAACAAUCUGAGGAGGACACCCUGUCCGACCAGUCUUCAGGGUCUUUGGACCAGUUGAUCAUGUUGAGAGCGAGGGCCAUGAAACUGCUGGCAGUCCACCAAGCAGCACCAGCUUCUGGUGCUGGGAUCCGAGGUGAGACCCCCAAGCUACCAAGGUUGGACCUGCCCCGUUUCUCUGGAAAACCCCAAGAUUGGCCUGCAUUUUGGGAGGCGUUUUGUGUCGCAGUACAUGAUUCGAAGUUAGCAGAUGUCACAAAGCUCACCUAUCUGAGAACGUUGCUGGAUGGUGAGGCGAAGAGAUGUGUGGAGGGGCUCGCAUUGAGUAGCGAGAGUUACAAGAUAACAUGUGAUCUUCUGCAAGAGCGGUUUGGACGCAAGGAUUUAAUAAUAUUUUCUCAUGUGCAAGCUCUCCUCAACCUUGAUCCUAUUCCUUUGGACAAGCUCCGUGACCUAGUAGAUAUCCUCCUCAUCCACAUCAGAAGCCUGGAAGCCCUCGGCAUUACAGGAGAGUCCUAUGGUGUCCUUCUAAAUCCUAUCAUCCUUUCCCGACUACCCAAUGCUGUCCGCCUGGAGUGGGCCCGUGAAGCCGAGGAGAAGGAGGCUGAUCUUGAUCAUCUCAUCGGGUUCCUGACGAGGGAGGUGGAGCGGCGAGGUCGCUCUGGUGUCUACGUGGGACUGGCUGGUGCUGGAGCAUCAUCUUCAUCUUCACGAGCCAGUGGUGCCGGCGCUUCUUCACGGGCUGGUGGUGCCGGAGUCUCCGCUCGGGCUGGCAGUGCCGGCGGUUCUUCAUCUUCGAGAGGUGGGGGCAGCCACCCUGCUGUCACUAGCCGGCGCCCGUCUGUGUACACGGAGGCGCGGGGCACCGGCCCUGGUCUACCCUCCGGGGCAGCUCUGCACUCAUCUGAGCUUAAGUGCUCUUUCUGCGAACCUCAGAGCUGUGGCGGUUCCAGCCAUAUGUGCCCCCCUCGCGCGUCCACUUCUGCCGGCCUCUGUUCUGGAUCAGCUUGAUGGUGUAGUCCUGGCUGACCCGCUAGAGAGUGAGAGUCUGCACAUCGACAUUCUGGUCGGUGUUGAUCAGUUCUGGCAACUGGUAAGUGGGGAGACGCGAGUACUGCGAGAGGGUAUGGUGGCUCAGAGAACUGUGUUCGGCUGGGUGCUGAGCGGUCAGGUGAGUGGCGUAGAUGACCACAAGGGUGGAUGUCAGCUCCUGUGUCUGGGUGACAUACAUGAGUCGGCGCUGCGCCGUCUGUGGUCACUGGAGGGAGUAGGUGUGACGGAUGUGACCACUGGUGAUGAGUCUGAUGUGAUGACCACGUUCGAGUCCACUGUGGAACGAUCAGCUGAUGGUCGUUAUGUGGUGAAACUGCCAUGGAAGGAGGGUGCAGUUGACCUGUUGCAGGAUAACCGAGCUAGUGCUGAGAAGCGGCUGACUGGUCUGGGACGUAAGCUGGAGCGGGACCCUGACCUGCGUGCCCGUUAUGAUGGUGCCCUGUGUGAGAUGGAGGGGGCUGGGGUGAUUACAGAGGUGCCUGUGGAGGAGCUGGUAACCCAGAACCCUACAUUUUACCUGCCCCACCGUCCGGUAGUCAAGGAGAGCAGCACCUCUACUAAAGUCCGCCCAGUGUUCGAUGCGUCCGCUCGUGGGCCUAACGGUGUCUCUUUGAACGAUUGCUUGGAGGUGGGACCCUGCCUCCUGCCUAACCUGCUGGAGGUUCUCCUGCGUUUCAGGCGUUGGCCGUUCGCAGUGACCGCUGACAUCACGAAAGCCUUUCUGCAGGUCGGUCUGAGUGUCGAGGAUCAAGACACCCACCGUUUCCUGUGGGACUGUGACGGUCGUGUGCGUGUGAUGAAGUCACAGAGGGUCAUUUUUGGUGUCAGUAGUUCUCCCUUCCUCCUAAGUGCUACGAUUAGACAUCAUUUGUCUCUGUACCCUGAUUCUCCUGCCAUUCGUGAGAUGCGUGAGAAUUUCUAUGUGGAUGACCUGUUGUCGGGUGCCGACAGCGAGAGUGAGGCCUCCGCGCUGCUCUCAGAGGCUCAGCGUGUGAUGAAAGAUGCCCACAUGGUGUUGACCAAGUGUCGCUCUAACAGCCCCCUGUUGUUCGACAAGGCGCAGGGUGUGUUUGGUGAGAGUGAGCAUGUUAAGGUGCUCGGUGUGAUCUGGAACCCGACUGAUGACCUGUUCGCAUUCCAGGGCGUGUCACUGCCUGACGACAUUGUUCCCACAAAACGUGUCGUUCUCAGCUUUGUCGCACGCAUGUUCGAUCCCCUUGGAUUCAUCAGCCCGUUUGUGAUGACUCUGAAAUCUCUCUUCCAAGAGCUGUGGCAGCUGGGGUUGCACUGGGAUGACCCGCUGCCGGAGUCCUGUCGUGAGACGUUCGCCAGAUGGCUGAGUGGACUGGCGGUGCUGAAGGAGCUGCGUGUGCCGCGCCGCUACUCGCCGAGCGCGUGGAGGGACGGUCACGGCGCUGAGCUUCUGGCAUUCAGCGAUGCAUCGCCCAAAGGGUAUGGAGCUACCGUUUACAUCCGUGUCCCUUUGGAGGAUGGGUCAUUUCAUGUGUCGCUGGUGAUGGCAAAGAGCCGUGUGGCGCCUGUUAAGAAGCUUAGUCUUCCUAGGCUAGAGCUUCUUGGCUGCCUGAUCGCGGCCCGCCUGGUCGUGUUCGUGACGUGUGCCCCCGUGGAGGUGACGUGUGUUCCCUUGGUGGUGAUGUGUACCGAGCUGGUGGUGAUGUGA
Messenger RNA from Amphibalanus amphitrite, 3132 nucleotides. RefSeq lists its product as uncharacterized. The record is from RefSeq and is a predicted model, not a curated record. The coding region runs from base 1525 to 3132 and encodes 535 amino acids. NCBI's taxonomy places the organism in Eukaryota, Metazoa, Arthropoda, Thecostraca, Balanomorpha, Balanidae. The transcript is spliced from 3 exons.